AUGAAUGCUCGUAUGACAUCGUUUGAGUUUACCUGUCUCGGCAAAAAGGUCAAUGACAUAACCUCUGCACUCUUUCACUCCAUCAUCUUCAAUAGAUGUUAUGGAAAGUUUCGUUAUGAUAGUGAGCAAGCAUACUCCAUUGGCACUCUUGGAUAUGAAGAGAUUUCCUGUGAUUUCAUUGACUUUACUUACAUUUGUGUUUCUUCUAAUGAGCUCGUCCGGUCAGUAAACCGAGACAUCAAAACAUUUACCGAAGCCCUCCGAACGGCCUCUUUUCGUAGUCAAGCAUCCACCUCGCCUUCUUCCCCACCUUCGUUCUCUUCUACGUUCAUUGAUCCAUACUCGCCAAUUCCCUCUCCGUCCAGCGAAGACGUCGGUUUCUUAACCUCAGCAGCUUCUUCGGGAACAAUUUUCCUGGAGUUUCUUACCAAGUCAAGUCGAAGCACAUGGAGCUUCAGUGAGCCACUCGUUUGGGAGGUGUGGAGUCUCAAGUUUAACUGCCUGAAGGAGGACACCAAUGAGGACGCCUUCAAUAAGACGGCCAUCGAUGAACAGCUCUUUGAUAAAGUGCUCAGUAUCGUGCAGAUUGUCAAUAAUGCCCAGUAUUUGCCCACUAUGCCUAGUUUGAGUGAAGUUGAUAGUGUCUUUGACACAAACUACCCAAACGCACAACCAUACAACUUUAAGAUCUCUUACAAAAUUGGCUCUGGCGUGACGAAGGACGCAUCUGCUCGCCCUGGUCUUGAACGCAACUCGGCGCAAGCACAAAUUAAGAAUUUUAUCAAGCAAAAACUGGCUCUCUAA
Rhagoletis zephyria (snowberry fruit fly) is the source of this 804-nucleotide messenger RNA. The record is from RefSeq and is a predicted model, not a curated record. Lineage: Eukaryota; Metazoa; Arthropoda; Insecta; Diptera; Tephritidae.